AUGGGCGCGGUACUGUUAAUAGUUUGUGCCAUAAUAAUAGUGGCGUUAAUUACGGGCUCAUAUCAGAAAUUGACUAACGCGAUAUGCAAAUCAAAGAAGAGAUUGCAUGGAAAGACUGUCAUCGUGACAGGAGGCACUUCUGGUAUGGGUCUGAGGAUAGCUGUGGACUUGGCGCAACGGGGCGCUAGAGUCAUCAUCGCGUGCCCUUUCAGCAACGAAGGGAAAAAAGCUUUAAAAGUUAUAAAGGAAGAAACAAAAAGUGAUAAUGUCGUUUUUGAACUAUUAGACCUCUCUUCAAUUGAGUCGGUACAAACAUUCGCGGCAAUAAUUAAUGAAAGGGAGGAAAGACUGGAUAUUUUAGUAAACAAUGCAGGCGUCGGAGUUGUGUCAGAGUUUAUAACAGAUGAUGGUAUGAGUUUUACUAUGCAACUAUAUAGUAAUAGUAAAUUGUGCUUAGUUGUAUUUUUAAAUGAGCUGGUGAAGAAAUUGAGAGGCUCAAAUGUUGUAGUGAACUGUGUGGACCCAGGGGCGGUGGGGACGGGAAUUUUUUAUUGCAUUGGAACAAUUUCUGGGUACACUGUAAGUACUUUAAUCUCUAUGAUAUUUAAAACCCCAUGGGAAGGAGCACAGACUGCGCUUCAUGUGGCGUUAGAUAAGAGAGCAGGAAAUGUGACUGGAGGAUUCUUCAAAAAUUGCAAGCAAACUAGGGCUAGACGAUUAGCGUAUAAUGAGAAGAAAGCGACAGAACUUUGGGAAGAAACUAUGAGACUCCUGAAAUUAAGUGACAAAGAAGUUGAACAGUGUCUUAAA
Brenthis ino (lesser marbled fritillary) is the source of this 810-nucleotide messenger RNA. Lineage: Eukaryota; Metazoa; Arthropoda; Insecta; Lepidoptera; Nymphalidae. The record is from the annotation of a GenBank genome assembly.